Messenger RNA from Symbiodinium necroappetens, 1287 nucleotides. The record is from the annotation of a GenBank genome assembly. NCBI's taxonomy places the organism in Eukaryota, Dinophyceae, Suessiales, Symbiodiniaceae.
AUGAUUUUUCUCCGGUCGAUCACCGAAGCAUCCUUCGAGGUUUGCCUCUCGGAGCCUGCGCCGAGAAAUGGGUCACACCCAGCAAUGGAAGUGAACUUCGUAGCUGUGUCUCCGGGAGUGCAUUUGCUGCCUGACGGUCGGGUAGUCGAGGCUGGCCGUGUCCAGACGCUUCAGCGGCAAGCAGCGGACUGUAGACCCCUGGACUUUCCUCACCGGGGUUGGGAGUGGGUCUCGUUCUUACAUCCAUUUCAAGUGCCUCCGACUUGUCUUGUCAUGAUGCAAACGCUGAACAAUGCGGUGACGCAUGUCCCGAUGACGCCCUGGCUGGUUGCAGCCAUAGGGGGGAUAAAUUCCACGGGAAUGGAGGUGGCCCUGGAUUCAAUGAAGAACACGGAAGACGGCACUGUGAACUCGCCAGAGGAGAUUGGUUAUAUUGCCUUCGAUUCCCAACCAUACACAAACUCUGCCGAAAUCUUGGCCGAUUCCCCGGCGUCACCCAUCCAGUACGUGAUCAUGACCACUGGGACCCUUCCUUAUAUGGGAUGGGGCGACGGCGAUAGGUCAGAACAAUACGUGAGCUUCACAAGAACCUUUCCACAAGCCAGUUCCGUGGUGGUAGUCGCCGGCCAGGGCAGCCGCAACGCACCGGAUGGGGCCUGGCUCCGCCACUUCGAGACAAAUGCCGCAACCGCCCGGAUCUUCGCAGAUGAGAAUGACGCAGAGGUCAAUGCCAGCAGUGCGGGCCCUGUGGAACUUGUUACUGGCCCAUGGACGGCGACUUCUGCGGACAGCGACGGCAAAGUUCACACUUUUGACCUCUCCGGAGGGGUUAACGCGACGAGCGUGGCCUUCCCUUCCCUCAACAUGUUUAAAGAAGACGCCGAACUGGAGUUCGAGCUCGUCUGCAGCAAUGCCAGCAACCAGCUUCGGGCAAUAAGGGUAGGCAACUCCGCUUUGGACUCGGCAUGGACAGUGUCAGGCCUCGACGUGCAUUGCAGCCCAGUGAGCGACCAGUGGCAGAAUGUCACAGUGCCUCUUUGGAACGGGGACGUAUCCUAUGUGGGCGAUAUUCCUUGGAGUGACCUGUCGAAGCUGGAGCUCUUAGCGCAGUCGCCUGGACCUGUGUCGUUUCAGAUCUCGAACAUCGCGAUCCGAAUUGUCCAUUGUAGGGACGACAACGACAACAACAGCAACCACUUCAGUAUCAUCAACCUCAAGCACCCGCACGCAAACGUCAAAGACAAGCACGAGCACAAGCACAGCCAGCAGCACCAGCUCAAGUUCUAG